AAAAUCAAAAAAAAGUGGACCACAUAACCUCAAAUUUGUUGGAGGUAACCGCUAAAGAAUUUAAGUUCUCCAGUUUAUACUAUGAAUAAUUUAUUGAGGGUCACACGUAGGGCUCUUCAAUGCCGUUUCUUGCACCAGACGCCCAAAUCAUUCGGGAACAACCUCUACGAGCCCGAUUAUCUCGAGGCCAUGAAAUCGAAUCUUCCAAUGUACGACACUUUAAAUAUUCAAAUUCGUGGCUACGAUUAUGCCAUAUUGGAAAAUUAUCAAAAGUUUAUUCAUAAAUUAUUGCGAAGUAUGGAUAUAAGUGUGGAGGAAGCUUGGGCAACCCCCCAUCAAGACAUUCAAGUCACGACCUAUAAACCGAAGAGUGAAAUUAUCAACACACAGUACAAUUUGAAGCACUAUGAUCGGACAGUACAAAUUACUGAUGUUUUAUCAACUCAGUUGCCUGUUAUUUUACGUGCACUGGAGGCUAGUACCCCAUCGGGGAUCACCGUCCACGUGCGGCCUCAUGAAGAGUGGGACGAGGAGAUUAGAUACGUGCCUGACACGGAGUUGAAACAAUUGAAACAGGAACUGGACGACUUAGGGGGGCCUUUGAAGAAGAAAUAAAAAUGUUAAUUCAUAAAUAGUCUAAUAAAAAUGAUUAAUUAACUCG
Messenger RNA from Tribolium castaneum (red flour beetle), 661 nucleotides. It is a transcript of the gene mRpL48, whose product is annotated as mitochondrial ribosomal protein L48. The transcript has 3 exons. Bases 82 to 615 code for a protein of 177 amino acids. Gene Ontology annotation, cellular component: mitochondrial ribosome. Lineage: Eukaryota; Metazoa; Arthropoda; Insecta; Coleoptera; Tenebrionidae. The record is from RefSeq and is a predicted model, not a curated record.